Messenger RNA from Fraxinus pennsylvanica, 864 nucleotides. The record is from the annotation of a GenBank genome assembly. NCBI's taxonomy places the organism in Eukaryota, Viridiplantae, Streptophyta, Magnoliopsida, Lamiales, Oleaceae.
AUGGUAAUUAUGCUAUCGCUGUCGUCCUCAUCUCCAUAUGCGACCAUAUCCAAAUCGCAUUCUAUUUCGGCUCUCGCAGCCUGCCUCCAUCGUGCUGGAGUGGAAGCACCAAGAAACAGCUUGGAGUUAGAGGAACCUGCCAUGAAAGCUUCUUCAUUUCCCUUGGAAGAAAAAAAAUUGAAAUUCUCAUCACAGGUAUCAGAUUCUCAUUCAUUGAAAAGUAGCACACAGUUAUCUUUUUGUUCGAGCCAUUCGUACAAACAAGAAACAAUCUUCACCAUCCAAGAAAACAUCCAACAAGACAAAACUAAAGAGUCUCUCACCUCCGGCGAGUACAGACAGUACAUUCAAAGAAUCCUCAGAUGUAUUGGCAUUAUUGACAAACCCACCCCAAUAAUUCCCCUACUCAAAUUGCAUCCACCUUCCCGUCCGCUCCUUGAUCCUUCAAUUUUCAACUUUCUUGAACUCUUCUACCCAACCAACACGGCAGCCUCCACCACCGUUUUAAGCCGCCGCUGCAACAGAAAGCUCAUUUUCGAACUAGUGGACGUGCUUUUAGCAGAAAUUGUAAAACCCCAUAAUUGUUUCACCACAUGGGCUAUUCCCAAACUUUCGGGUUCAGAUUUGAUUGACAAAUUAUGCAAGAAAAUACAAAACUUUCCUGCAGCAAAUUGCCGAGUUCUCGAGGAUAUAGAUACACUGAUAGAUACAGAUUUGAGUAACUCUGAACUUGGAGGAUCCCGAGCUUUUUUCGAAGAAGGUGAAGGGAUAGUGAGUGAGAUUGAACGUGAAAUUGUAGAUUCCUUGGUAAAUGAAACUACUGCAAAUUACGGUGUCCGUACAGCCGGCACGAACAGAGUCUGA